This is a messenger RNA of Tupaia belangeri chinensis (Chinese tree shrew), 2259 nucleotides long. Its product is annotated as von Willebrand factor A domain-containing protein 5A. Lineage: Eukaryota; Metazoa; Chordata; Mammalia; Scandentia; Tupaiidae. The annotation marks the transcript as partial. The transcript is spliced from 16 exons. The record is from RefSeq and is a predicted model, not a curated record.
GUCCCCAGUGCCUCUGUCACCUUGGCCGUUCAUGAGUUCGUGGCUGGUGUGUCUGCAACCUUACACUACGAGAAUGAGGAGAAGGCUCCUCUGGAGACCUUCUUCGUGUUCCCCAUGGAUGAAGACUCUGCUGUCUACAGCUUUGAGGCCUUGGUGGAUGGGAAGAAAAUUGUGGCAGAACUACAGGACAAGAUGAAGGCCCACACUGACUAUGAGAAUGCCCUCUCCCAGGGCCACCAGGCCUUCCUGCUAGAGGAGGACGGGUACUCCAGGGAUGUCUUCUGUUGUAAUGUAGGGAACCUUCAGCCUGGGUCAAAGGCCGCACUCACCCUGCGGUAUGUGCAGGAGCUGCCCCUGGAAGCAGAUGGGGCCCUGCGCUGUGUGCUCCCGGCCGUCCUGAAUCCUAGGUACCAGCUCUCUAGAAGGACUAAGGACAGUUGUGUUAACAUGAAGACUCCGAUAGUUCCUCCGGAGGACCUGCCCUACACACUCAGCAUGGUUGCCACCAUCAGUUCCCAGCACGGUAUUGAAAGGGUGCAGUCCAACUGCUCCUUGAGUCCUGUCAAGUACCUGGGAGAUGACAAGACCACUGCUCAGGUCUCCUUGACUGAUGGACACAAGUUUGAUCGAGAUGUGGAACUCCUGAUCUACUACAGUGGGGUGCACUCCCCCACUGUAGCCGUGGAAACGGGGAUGCCUGCCAUGGAGCCAGAGUGUGUGAUGGGAGACCCAUCAGCAAUGGUGAGCUUUUAUCCAGAUAUCCCAGAAGCUCAGUCACCUGUCCGUGGAGAAUUUGUCUUCCUCAUGGACCGCUCGGGAAGUAUGCAGUCCCCGAUGAGUGUCCAGGACAGAUCUCAGCUGCGCAUAGAGGCAGCCAAGGAGACACUGAUUUUGCUUCUGAAGAGUCUCCCUAUAGGCUGUUAUUUCAACGUCUACGGAUUUGGAUCUUCCUACAAGGCACUCUUUCGGAAGAGUGUGGAGUACACGCAGGAGACAAUGAAGAAGGCAGUGGAGAGGAUCCAGGUGAUGCAGGCAGACCUAGGGGGCACCGAAAUCUUGGCACCACUGCAGAAAAUUUACAAGGCACCCUCCAUCCCAGGCUACCCCCUCCAGCUUUUUGUCUUCACAGAUGGAGAAGUUACUGACACAUUUAGUGUAAUUCAGGAAGUUAAGACCAACAGGCAGAAACACAGAUGUUUCGCAUUUGGCAUUGGCGAAGGUGCUUCCACUAGCCUAAUCAAAGGCAUUGCCCGAGUCUCAGGGGGAGCUUCAGAAUUUAUCACAGGCAAGGACAGGAUGCAGUCCAAGGUCCUUAGGGCCCUGAAGCAGUCUCUGCAGCCUGUGGUACAAGACUUCUCUCUAAGCUGGGAUUUGUCUCCUGGUCUAUCUGCCAAAAUGCUUUCUCCAGAACAGACUGUCAUCUUCAGGGGUCAGAGAUUAAUCAUCUAUGCCCAGUUGACUGGGGCAAUGCCGCCAGCAGAGGCAACAGGGAAAGUAUGCCUCAAGUACAGUCUCCAGGGCCAGAGUUUGGAGGAAAAGGUGACAUUUUCCUUACAACCCAAGCCCGAUGCCAACUUCACCAUUCACCGCCUUGCUGCCAAGUCCUUGAUCCAGGCCAAGGACAUGGGCAGCGGGGAGACUCCGGCAAGUGAUAAAAAAGACGUGUUGAACAUCAGCAUGGCAUCUGGGGUCCUGAGCUCCUUCACGGCUUUCAUCGCCAUCAACAAGGAGCUCAACAAGCCCGUUCAGGGGCCCAUGACACGUAGGGACAUCCCGAGGCCCAUGCUGUUGGGCGCGCGUGCUGCAAUGUCAGCACCCUUAUAUCUCUGUGGUGAGUUCUGUCUUAUUCAAAUUCAUAAAGUGAGAAUGGAGCAGAAGCCACUGGAUCUGCGGAAGUCAAGAUGCUUUGCACUAAGACUUUGGAUAGGCCGUCUCCAUGGUGCUGAAGUCUCUCAAGGUCGUACACGGUCUUUGUUCUAUACACCUCCUCCUGCACCCCAAAACAGAAGUGAAAUUUUUUAUUGUGCGAGCAUGACAUCUGAGCAAAAUGAUUAUGAGCUCUGUAGACCAAUGGCUUACAAGGAUGUGUACGAUCUAGACUUCGAAGAGAAUGGUCUUGUGCAACUGAUUUCCCUCCAAAAUGCAAACGGUUCCUGGGAUCUGAAUGAAGAUCUGGCGAAGGCCCUAGGGAUGAGCUUGGAAGACAUGAAUGCUGCUUGUCCUGAUGAAUGUGUGGAUUCUUCAGACUGGGCCACUGUC